Malania oleifera is the source of this 2744-nucleotide messenger RNA. Its product is annotated as zinc finger CCCH domain-containing protein 32. The record is from RefSeq and is a predicted model, not a curated record. Gene Ontology annotation, molecular function: metal ion binding; mRNA binding. Bases 402 to 1835 code for a protein of 477 amino acids. NCBI's taxonomy places the organism in Eukaryota, Viridiplantae, Streptophyta, Magnoliopsida, Santalales, Ximeniaceae. The transcript has 7 exons.
CACGGUUUGGCGGGUAUGGAAACAAGCAGACGAAAAGAGCUCGAGACAGAGAGAGGGAGAAAAAGGAGGAGAGAGAAAGAGUAGGAAUUGGGGGGGCGGGGGGGGAGAGAGAGAGGGAGAGUGAACACCCGCUUUGAAAAACCACACGGGAACAAAGUUAGCACAGACCGUACGGACAGUGGGAGGGAGAGAGAGUUUAGAGAGAGAGAGAGAGAGAGAGAGAGAGUAGAAGUGUUUUUUGCUUCAUUGCACUGAAGCCGUCACUGUUUUUUACGCGUAAGUCAUUCGAUCGAGCUCGCUGAUCGUCCGAUAGAAGUCUAGAGGUGUGCAGAGCGUCGUCUGGAUCGUGUUCAUUGCUUUGUUUGAAGAGGGUCAGUAGGCACAGGACCAGAACAGUGUACAUGGAGAUGUACGGACGCAAUCCGGGGAGGGAGGGGGCCGGAUCCGGUCAGCCGGCGGAAUGGAGUCCGGUGGGUGCCGACACGGGUCUCGAAGAGUCCAUGUGGCGGUUUGGGCUGCGGAGCAGCGAAUCGUACCCGGAGCGUCCCGGCGUGUCCGAUUGCAGCUACUACAUGCGGACUGGGUUCUGUGGCUUUGGUAGCAGGUGUCGAUAUAAUCACCCUCGUGAUCGCACUGCGGUUGUGGCAGCCGUAAGGUCUGGUGGGGAGUACCCAGAGCGGCCAGGCGAGCUUGCAUGCCAGUUUUAUUUAAAAACGGGGACCUGUAAAUUUGGUGUGUCUUGCAAAUUUGACCACCCAAAACAUGGAGGUGGAUCCAUAAGCAACGUGCCAUUAAAUUAUUUUGGAUACCCAAUACGACCGGGUGAGAAAGAAUGCUCCUACUAUUUGAAAACGGGGCAGUGCAAAUUUGGUAAAACUUGUAAAUUCCAUCAUCCUCAGCCAGCUGGCAUAUCAAUGCCAGCAUCUGCACCUAGUUUUUAUCCGACGGUGCAGUCUCCUCCGGCUCCUUCAGCUGAACAGUAUGGGGGUGUUUCCACCAGCUGGAGGGUUGCGAGGCCUCCACUGUUGCCUGGUACAUAUGUUCACGGGGCUUAUGGUCCUCUGCUGCUUCCACCAGGAGUGGUUCCAAUCCCAAGUUAUGGUCCUCCGUACUCGGCACCUGUGAGCCCUGUAUUAUCUCCUGGGGCUCAACCUACAGUUGGUACAGCUACUCUGUAUGGAGUAACGCAGCUAUCUUCUUCAACACCUGCACUUACUGGGCCGUAUUCCCCCUUGUCCUCUUCUGCUGGCCCUUCAAGCAGUAGUCAGAGAGAGCAAAUGUUUCCACAAAGACCUGGCCAACCUAAUUGCCAGUACUACCUGAAAACUGGGGAUUGUAAAUUUGGAUCUUCUUGUCGGUUUCAUCAUCCACUUGAAUAUGUUGUGCCAAAGACAGAUUGUGCCUUCAGUCCCAUGGGUCUCCCUCUUCGUCCGGGGGCUCAACCUUGCUCUUUUUAUGAGCAAAAUGGUUACUGCAAGUUUGGGCCAAUGUGCAAAUUUGAUCAUCCAAUGCAGACAGUGAGGUACAGUCCAUCAGCUUCAUCUCUCACUGACAUACCUAUUGCUCCCUAUCCUGUUGGGUCUUCGCUGGCUACUCUGGCUCCCUCGUCGUCAUCUUCAGAAUUGCGGCCUGAAUUUAUUUCAGGGUCUAAAAAGGAUCCUCAUUCAAUCAGAAUGUCUUCUUCUGGAAAUGGCUCUAGUGGUUCAGUUGGCUUAAUUUUCUCCCAAACUGGGUCCGGUCCACUUUCUGGUGUCCAACUGGCUCGUCAGAGCUCUGCCUCUCUAAGCAGUAGUAGGAGUGCUAGACCAAGUGGUGAUAUCCGCCGAUCAAUCUGAAUUUAAAUCCAAAGCCAUUCUUCAUUAUCUUAGGAUCUUGGUUACUCAUCCUUUAUGGUUUUUAUUCUUAGGCCUCAGGAAGCUUGUUAUAGUUAUGCAAAUUUGCUGCCCUUCUCUUGUUUAUCAACCACUGUGAUAUAGGCAUAUGCAACAUAAGAAUUGAUAGUCUUCUAUGCUUGAGAAUGAUCUAGUGUAGUGUGACCAUCUAUAUCCUCAGAAGUAAUAAGCUCUAAUAGCAAGUCCUGUACGAACUCUUUCCCUUGCUACCAAAUAAUCAUGAAGGCAAAGCUCUUCCAUCUGGUAAUAUGCAGCCAUCCCUCCAAAUUCCAACAUUGGAACCUGUGAAUAAUUUCUGAUAAUUUUUUGGAAAGAAAUGAUCAUUCAGUUCCACCUCUUUUUGGUCAUUUACUCUGCUGUUGCCCUUUUACCUCCUUUAUUUCUCCUUUUUCAAAUUUGGGCACAGGGUUCCAAUGUUGUAAUUUCUAUUAUAGCUUAUCUGCUGAAUUUUAGAGGGGUUGAAAAGUGCUCGCAUUGUCCAUUUCUUGGUGUUUAUGUUGAAGAAUUUUUUAUGAUCCACGGAGACUUUUCCGUGCAGCUCAGCUUGAGGUGGUAGACAUGACUCUCUGGAACGGUUUUAUAUUUAUUUAAGAAAACUGCGAGGCUCUUCCUGUGUGGAUAUCUUUUGCUUUUUAUUGAUUUCUGUUGUAUUAAACCAUGUUCAACCCUGGGACUUAUUAAUCUUGGGCAAGGGUAUGCAGAAUUUCUGGUCUCCUUUUUUUUAAAACGCUGGUGUUUGUUGAUUCACCAAAUUGUGCCCGUAGAAGACAUUGUUACUCUAUUUGUAGUACUUGGCUACUUGCAGGUUUGCUAAUUAUUUCUGAUAUAAUCUGAGAUUCAAAAUGGCACUGA